GUACACACCAUGAUUACAUUGUCAAUUCUAAUGUUCGAGUUUCCGAAAGCCGUGGGGUUUUUUUGCCAAUUAUUUUCUGUUAGUGAUGUUGAAUUUUCCGCCAGUGACCGGCAUGACCGACAUGCUGCAAAAACUCGUAAUACAAAUUAUCAUCGAAAAGGUCAUAAGUUUCAAAGCUGUGUAUCUUAGAAGCUACGCUUUCCCCGCCUAAGUUUCACUGAUACUUCGUUAUCAUCAAGAAUAUUUUUUUUUUCAGCAUUUUAAGAGCUUAUUUUGAGUAAGCUAAUAACAUUUGUCUUCAAUUUUAAAUCCCUAUCUGCGGCUAAAGACGUCUUCACUCAACCAGAGUUGUUGGUUUAUAAAAAUGCGAGUUCAGGCUUAAAGUUCUUGGUAAAUAUUAUCGACGAAGUGUAAGGGCUUGUAGAGGAAGGCGAGUUGACUGAUCAACUGCAAAAGCUUAAGGCACCAGUUAAUUUAAUUUCAAUUAUUGUUGUUUCGCUCCAGCUGCUUUUCAAGUAUCAUGAUCUUUACGUUAUCCGGAUUUCCGCUCCGUUGUUACAUGUUACGCGAAUCAGUCAACUAAAUAUAUCCAAAAGAUAAACUUUAGAUCUACUUUAUUUUGAAAGCCUGAAAAUAUGAGAGAAGUUAGAAAUAAUUUAAAUAUGGUAAGUGUAUGAAGAUAGAGGUUACAUGUCGCGUGGUGUGACACUUAAGAUCCACACAAUGAUUUGAAACGACAGAUUGUAUGAUGCAUACUUCAUACUUUAUUAAGUUUUUACGUUUAUUCUUACCUUCAUGUCAUAUGAUCUUAUCAAUAAAUUGUUAUAUUAACGUUAGUAACGAUAGAAAUCUCAUUAUUGGUUUAGUUAGGUGAAAGAAAGCACUCAAAGAUUAUUGCGAAAGAGAGACCAUUUGGACCCGUGCAUGAGUUAUUCCUGCAAGGCAGAUAACACGUUCCGACGACACGAGAAAUUGACAGCACGUGGACACACAAAAACAUGUCACAAGUACCAGAGACUACGCCUGUAGCAAAGGUCGUCACGCGAGAACUAAAUUGGUCGACGAUAACGCAUAGAAGUAAACUAAACCAAUUAGGUGGAGUGUUUGUGAACGGCAAGCCACUUCCAAACUCUGUUCGCCAACGAAUUAUCGAGAUGGCUGAGCUCGGCAUUCGCCCAUGCGAUAUCAGUCGCCAACUGAAAGUUUCACAUGGCUGCAUCAGCAAGCUACUUGCUAAGUACAACGAUACUGGGUCAUUUGAGCCCGGGCGCGCUAAAAGAAAGACAUCGAGAGAUGUGAGCACCGAAGUGAGGAACAAAAUUGAAGAAUAUCGCCGCGCAGCGCCAGGAAUCUUCUCUUGGGAAGUUAAAGAAAAGUUGGUAGCCGAUGGUUUGUGUACGAAAGAAACUUUGCCGCCUCUUACCGUGAUUAGCAGGUUGCUACGACGCGUGAGAUCCACGGGCAGUGACACUGAGAUAUCACCUGUUGCUGCCAAGGAUGUGGAAAUGGACUGCUCCAAAGAAAACGAGCACCGGAAGAACUUUACUGUUUUUUCAAUAGACAAUAUCCUCAUGGAAAAAGAGAAAUGGGAAACACACGAAGAAAAGGUAGACACUGGAGAGAUGAUUACUACCAAAGUGAUUGAACUUGGAUGCACUGUCACCGAUUCGGUUCUAAAUGACUUACCAAGUCCAGCAAGCAAUAACUGCAACAACAACGGCCAUAAUGCAGUAAGGUUGUAUCAGCGGAGAAACAGAACCAAGUUUACGUCUGACCAAAUUGAAGAGCUCACAAAAGCUUUUGAGAAAACUCGCUAUCCAGAUGCUCUAACACGAGAGGAACUUGCCGAGAGACUUCGUAUAAGUGAAUCCAAGAUUCAGGUUUGGUUUUCGAACCAUCGCUCCAAAUCUAAAAUAAAAAAAUCUCAUAGGGCAGAAGUUGAGAUGGACGUAAAUGCAGUACCAACGACCAAGACGGGUAUUUUCUAUCCAUCAUAUCCUAUGGUACCUGUGAUACGUUACGGGCCGUAUAUUCAGGCGACUCGUGUUUGUCCCUACAUUUGUUACAAGCCACUUCAAAUGGCUUCGCGCUAGCUAAAAAUUUUAAUGUUUAUUUUUGUAAUUUUUUCAUCGAACUUACCAUAUUGCAUGGAACAAUACUGGUCGGAACUCGUAUCAUUUAUUUGACAGUUUGUCACCUCAUACAGAGUCCGUUCGUCGGAUGAAUUUUGUUAACCUGUAUUAAACAGAAUUCACACUUGCUUUAAGUUUGCACUUUUCACUUCAUAGUUGUAUACCUUAUCUACCUAAUGUCUUUUUGAAAAUAAUAAACUUUUCAACGUUUGAUCUCAAAUUUUACAGUACCAAAUUGUCAAUAAAGUUCACGGUUUA
Molecule: messenger RNA, 2390 nt
Organism: Pocillopora damicornis (cauliflower coral)
Lineage: Eukaryota; Metazoa; Cnidaria; Anthozoa; Scleractinia; Pocilloporidae
Product: paired box protein Pax-3-A
Biological process (GO): regulation of transcription by RNA polymerase II; anatomical structure development
Molecular function (GO): RNA polymerase II cis-regulatory region sequence-specific DNA binding; DNA-binding transcription factor activity, RNA polymerase II-specific
Source: RefSeq, a predicted model, not a curated record